AUGAACGGAGACGUGGGAAGGGACGCUGGGGGAGUAAACGGGACUGUGGGUUCGGGAGCGUCUGCCGGGACGCAAGAGGUGAGGCAGGCGGCGGUUGCCCGCUUGCAGGGAGCCACCAUGAGGCGGCAAGCGGUUGGUGACCUGGCGGCGGCAACUGCCCGCCUGAGCUUGGGGGGCCCUGUUCUCACCAACGGACAACCCUGGGCCGCCUCGGCCUCGACCGGCAGCGCACCGGAGCUGCCACGGAUUCUCAUCACCAGCCCUGAUGGGACGUCAGUGUGGGCAACUGACGCUCUCGGAGGGAAUGGUCCCAGUGGCAGCAACGGAUCCUGA
Podospora anserina S mat+ is the source of this 333-nucleotide messenger RNA. RefSeq lists its product as uncharacterized. The transcript has 3 exons. Bases 1 to 333 code for a protein of 110 amino acids. The record is from RefSeq and is a predicted model, not a curated record. Lineage: Eukaryota; Fungi; Ascomycota; Sordariomycetes; Sordariales; Podosporaceae.